Molecule: messenger RNA, 1809 nt
Organism: Solenopsis invicta (red fire ant)
Lineage: Eukaryota; Metazoa; Arthropoda; Insecta; Hymenoptera; Formicidae
Gene: Mfap1
Product: microfibrillar-associated protein 1
Exons: 2
Coding region: 128-1501 (457 amino acids)
Biological process (GO): mRNA splicing, via spliceosome
Cellular component (GO): U2-type spliceosomal complex
Molecular function (GO): RNA binding
Source: RefSeq, a predicted model, not a curated record
CAGCGGAAUUCGAAGCGUUUGUGUUCCCGUUAAUGGUGUUGUGAAACGAGAUCGCGACUCGCGAGUGACAUUGAAUUUUACUUUAAUUUCAAUAUCCCGGUGAAAGGUUUCUCAACACGGUGUCAAGAUGAUGAUGGACUAUUUUGUGACGAACAAUUCUUUAGCACCCGCACCCAUGGGAAUACAAAGUACCGCGGGUGCUGUGCCCGUAAAGAAUGAUAAAGGAGAGUUGUCUAUGAAAAAGGUGAAGGUACAUCGUUAUGUUUCCGGCAAGCGGCCAGAUUAUGCAGCUGUAAGCUCGGAUGAAGAAUCUGAAGACGAGGACUUUCUCGAAAAGCGCGUGCAUAAGGGCUACGAUGAUAGCGAGACCAUCGCGGACGUCAGUUCGCACUCGUACACAAGGGGUAGGGACGAGGAUGAUCCGCGUCUGAGAAGAUUAACGCGGCAGCAGAAGGAGGCACCGACCGAGGUGCAUGUGGACAGACACAGACACAUUCACGAACCAGAGCUCAUCGAGAUUGAGCUAGAAAGAACGCGAGAGAGAAUCAAAUUGGAGAGUUCGGACUCGUCCGAGGAUGAGGAACUAUCGGAUUCCGAGAUAGAGAAACGACGAGAGGCCCUGAAGCAACGAGUACUAUCCAAGAAAGAAACGGAGGAAGAACUGAUACAGGGUGAGGAAGAGGACAGAUCGGGCGACAGCUCAGAGGAGAGCUCGGAAUAUGAGGAGUACACGGAUUCCGAGGAGGAGACUGGACCACGAUUGAAACCGGUGUUUGUUCGCAAGAAGGAUAGAAUCACAGUGAUGGAGAAGGAGAAGGAGGCAAUGCGUCAAAAACAAGCGGAAGUCGAGGCCAAGAAAGCAGCCGAAGAACGAAAGAGACAAACUUUGAGGAUGGUUGAAGAGACGGUGCGAAAGGAGACGCAAAUGGGCAAUAAAGGUAAUAUUGAACAAGAGAGCAAAUUGAAUGAUGUUUGCACGGACGAUGAGAACGACGAGGUGGAGUACGAAGCUUGGAAGUUGCGUGAACUUAAAAGGAUAAAACGAGAUCGCGAGGAGAGGGAGCAACUCGAGAAGGAACGUCUAGAAAUCGAGCGUAUCCGUAACAUGACUGAAGAAGAACGAAGGCAAGAAGCACGACUAAAUCCCAAGACGAUUACCAAUAAGGCGGCCAAAGGAAAGUAUAAAUUCCUCCAGAAAUAUUAUCAUCGUGGCGCGUUCUACUUGGACAAAGACGAUUCUAUAUUUAAACGCGACUUCUCCGGCGCGACUUUAGAGGACCAUUUCGACAAGACAAUUCUACCGAAAGUCAUGCAGGUAAAGAACUUUGGACGCAGCGGCAGAACCAAAUACACCCAUUUGGUGGAUCAGGACACGACACAAUUCGAUUCACCUUGGAUUUCGGAAACGGCUCAAAAUGUUAAAUUCCACAGUCAUCAAGCAGCGGGAAUGAAGCAGGUCUUUGACCGACCUUCUUUGAAAAAGAGGAAAGUUGAAAAUUAAGUGGCGCAAACACUAAGAACUGUAUUUUUUGUUAUCUUUUUAUUUCUUUUUUGAAAUGUAGUAAUUACAUAACAUUGUAUUAUAACAUCAAAAAACGUAUAAAUUUAAAUCUUCCAUCACUCGAUAAAUAUAUAUAAUUUAUAUGACAUGCAUGCAUCUAUUGACAUACAAUUAGAACCUGUUUGUAUCACAUUAUUGGCUUAUUCUUUUAAAUGGAAUCACAUGCAUACAAAAUAGUAAAGUGGUAUAAAUGUGAACUUAACGUGUCUAGUAUGUAACUUUUAUUAUGAAAGAAAUAUUCAUAUCUC